This is a messenger RNA of Cyprinodon tularosa, 6163 nucleotides long. Its product is annotated as C-Jun-amino-terminal kinase-interacting protein 4-like. The record is from RefSeq and is a predicted model, not a curated record. Lineage: Eukaryota; Metazoa; Chordata; Actinopteri; Cyprinodontiformes; Cyprinodontidae. Gene Ontology annotation, molecular function: kinesin binding; JUN kinase binding; MAP kinase scaffold activity. Bases 420 to 4526 code for a protein of 1368 amino acids. Gene Ontology annotation, biological process: vesicle-mediated transport. The transcript is spliced from 31 exons. Gene Ontology annotation, cellular component: cytoplasm.
AGUUCAGCUGCUAUUAAAUAACGUGCAAACAGUAGUUUGUGCGAUGUUUCUGUUUUAUUGGUAGUUCAAUACUUUGUGUCUCUCCCAUAUCCAGAGUGGACGUGAACGCAGCAGCAGCAGCUCAUCUGUUGGACAGGGAAACUAAUCAGGAGCAAAGUAAAGACUUUUCAACACUGCGAGCUAAUAGGCUAGCGCGGCUCCUGAGUCAGCCGUCACUACGAAAACAUAGCAGAGACUUUGUUUCUGACAGACAACCUCUCCUACAGACUGGAAACAACUUUCGAGCCAUGUUAUAGAGGGAAACAACAGUCGCUUCGUUGCGCGUAAAGUAUAAAAGCGACCUGCCUCCGGACAGUCGCGAGCGGCGGGUGGCUAGCUCCAUAACGUUAGCCGGAGAAGAAGUAACGGCUUAAAAAAACAUGGAGCUGGACGACGUAGUCCUCUACCAGGACGACACCGGGGACUCGGACGUCAUGUCCGAACGGGUCGCCGGUUUGGCCAGCUCCAUUUACCGAGAGUUUGAGCGGCUCAUCGAGAGGUACGACGAGGAUGUGGUGAAGGAUAUGAUGCCGCUGGUGGUCGGGCUGCUGGAGAACCUGGACUCGGUGUUCGCCGCCAACAAGGAGCACGUCGUGGAGCUGGAGCUGCUGAAGGAGGACAACGAGCAACUGGUCACUCAGUAUGAACGAGAGAAAGCGCUGAGAAAACAUUCUGAGGAGAAAUACAUUGCCUUAGAGGACUCUCAAGAUGGGGAGAAAAAAGAUCUCCAGUGUCGACUGAUCACUUCUGAGUCCCACGCACGACAACUAGAGCUAAAAGCAAAGAACUAUGCAGAUCAGAUAAGCAGAUUUGAGGAGAGAGAAGCAGAGCUCAAGAGGGAAUACAAUUCUCUUCAUCAAAGACACACGGAGAUGAUCCACAGCUACAUGGAGCACCUGGAGCGAGCUAAACACCAGCAUGCAACAACACCAUCAGAGCCGUCAGAUUCAGGAACAUCAACUAAACGACGGAAAGAGCGCCCCAUCUCCAUGGUGUUCCAACUUCCUGGGAGCGAUGGCCUGUCCUCUGAAUACCAGAGAGACGCUGCUGAUACCCCGUCUGAACCAUGGAGAUUCAACAACCUCAGCCAUCCACAGUCCAACACCAGCCUUAAGCUUGAAGAUUAUUUUUCCCAAAUCAGAGCUGAUGAUGGAAGAAUAACACAAGGACAUUUUCUCUGCCAGGAUGAACUGGCCCACGCUAACCAUGGAAACUCCAAGCCCAGCACACCAGCCAACCAGGGAAAGAUCUCCAAAACUGGUUCACCUGUGUUCACCUUAAACGACGGAUCCUCCAAAGCCAAUAACCCACCUUCCACUCAUGGUGGCUCCGUCCCAUCCCCCCAUGAAGAAGCCAAUGGUGAACAUGCACUGUCCUCCUCUACGCCGCCGUCUACAGCUGCUUCUGUUGCUAAAACUGAUCCUGAAAAGAAGCAGGAUGGUUCUGAAGAAUUCAACAAGAACCUGGACCGAAAAAGUGAGAAGUCUGAAAAUGGAGAGAACGCAGAAAGACGACGGGGGGAACAGACGAGUCAGCUUGGAGAGGACAACCAGGAGUCUGCACCAGUGAAAAGUGAAGAUGGAGAGGAGAAUUUGGAGAAGUCUGAGCUUCAGGCCAUCAUAGAUUCGACUCCUGAGCUGGAUAUGGACUUUGAUGGCGGCAGAGGAACAAGCACACCAACUAUAGGCGGCAUAGAGAAUCCAGCCUUCGGCCGAAACAACGACUCUUUGUUUGACGAGCUGGCCUCUGCAGGGAACGACACGAUAGGCGACGUGGACGAAGGAGCCGACCUACUUGGUAUGGGUCGGGAGGUUGAACAUCUCAUCCAUGAGAACACCCAGCUGCUGGAGACCAAAAACGCUCUGAAUGUAGUGAAGAACGAUCUGAUUGCUCAGCUGGAUGAAGUGACCUGUGAGAAGGAGGUUCUGCGAGGAGAGCUGGAGGCUGUAACCCAGGCCAAGACCAAACUGGAGGAGAAGAACAAAGACUUAGAAGAGGAGCUGAAGAAAGUUAAAGCCCAGCUAGAGGAGGCCAAACAGAAGAUUAAGCCCGAAAACGAGGACGAUAGCGAUGUGCCCACAGCCCAGAGGAAACGCUUCACCAGAGUGGAGAUGGCGAGAGUCCUGAUGGAGAGGAACCAGUACAAGGAGAGGCUGAUGGAGCUGCAGGAAGCUGUGAGAUGGACCGAGAUGAUCCGUGCUUCUAAGGAGAAUCCUGCUCUUCCAGAGAAGAAGAAAUCCAGCCUCUGGCAGUUGAUGAGUUUCAGCCGUUUGUUUAGCUCGUCGGGCGGAGCGGGAAAGAAGCCGGCGGGGGACGCCCCGGUGAACGUCAAGUACAACGCACCCACCUCGCAGAUUCAGCCAUCCGUCAAGAAGAAGAGCAGCGCCUUGCAGCAGCUGCCGGGUGACAAGAGCAAAGCCUUUGAUUUCCUCAAUGAGGAACCGCCGCCUGAGAGUUCAGUGUCAAGGCGAGAACAGAAGAGGGCUCAGUACAAACAGGUCAAGGCUCACGUCCAGAAGGAGGACGGCAGAGUGCAGGCGUACGGCUGGAGCCUCCCCAAGAAAUACAAAGCUAUUGGAGGUCAGGCAGAUGGCAAAAUGAAGAAUCUACCUGUUCCAGUCUUCCUCAGGCCGCUGGAUGAGAAAGAUCCGACUAUGAAGCUGUGGUGUGCUGCAGGUGUGAAUCUGUCUGGAGGAAAAACCAGGGAUGGAGGUUCCAUAGUGGGGGCCAGUGUGUUUUACAGCGACACAUCAGGUGCAGCGAGCCCCAAAAAAGAGAAGGGCUCUCAGAGUAGCCUGGAUCAGCUGGAUCGGGAGCUUAAGGAGCAGCAGAAAGAGUUGCGUCAUCAGGACGAGUUUUCCUCUCUGGUGUGGAUCUCCACCAGCACCCAGUCCAACUCCAACGUGGUCGUCAUCGAUGCCAACCAGCCCGGAAACAUCCUGGAGAGCUUCUUUGUUUGUAAUUCGCACGUUUUCUGCAUCGCCAGUGUACCCGGUGCGAGAGAAACAGACUAUCCUGCCGGAGAGGAAGUAUCCUCAAACACUGAGCCAGGACCAGUGGGAGAUAGUGGCCCAUCAGCAGCCAAUAGGAGCACAGAGGGCAGCGAUAGCAUUCUUGGAGGCAUCACGGUGGUGGGCUGUGAAGCUGACGGAGCAGUAGCUGUUCCUCAGACUGCUGAUGGUUCAGAUUCCAGACCAGCAGAAGAAGCCAUGGAGGCGAUGGAGACCAACGCAGGAGGCUUUGACCACAGCGAGAGCCUGAGAGGGAUCUACACAGAACACGUCUUCACAGAUCCGCUAGGAGCCCAGCAGACCAGAGAGACCCCAGCUAACUACUCCCAGAGAGAGAGCGAUCUGCUUAAAGAUGGAGUGAGUUCGAACCCCAGUGCAGAGGAGCAGGACCUGAUGAUCGAAGAGGCUCAGAAAAUGAGCAGCGUCCUGCCCACCAUGUGGCUGGGGGCCCAGAAUGGAUGUGUGUACGUCCACUCGUCUGUGGCUCACUGGAAGAAGUGUCUCCAUUCUGUAAAGCUGAAGAAGCCCGUGCUCGGCAUAGUACACGUGAAAGGUCGGGUUCUGGUCAGCCUGUCUGAUAGCACCGUGGCCAUUUUCCACAGAGGAACAGAUGGGCAGUGGGACCUGACCAACUACCAUCUGCUGGACCUGGGGAAGCAGCACCACUCCAUCCGCUGCAUGACUGUGGUGCAUGACAGGGUGUGGUGUGGUUACAGGAACAAGAUCCAUGUGGUGCAUCCCAGAGCCAUGAAGAUAGAGAAAUCCUUCGAUGCACACCCCCGUAAAGACAGCCAGGUCCGUCAGCUGGCCUGGCACGGCGACGGGAUCUGGGUCUCCAUCAAGCUGGACUCCACUCUCAGGCUGUUCCAUGCACACACACACCAGCACCUCCAGGACAUCGACAUCGAGCCCUACGUCAGCAAGAUGCUCGGUACGGGCAAGCUGGGCUUCUCGUUCGUAAGGAUCUCGGCUCUCAUGGUGUCAUGUAACCGUUUGUGGAUCGGGACCGGUAACGGAGUCAUCAUCUCUAUUCCUCUAACAGAAUCAGCCAACAAGGUAACCAAGGCAUCAGGAAACAAUCCGGGAGGUGUUGUCCGCGUCUAUGGAGACGACAGCGGCGACAAGGUGACGGCCGGGACAGUGGUUCCUUACUGCUCCAUGGCUCACGCUCAGCUCAGCUUCCACGGUCACAGGAAUGCGGUCCAGUUCUUCACGGCGGUUCCAGGUCAUGCAGAUCUGACAGCAUCCAGCGCAUCAGACACAUCAGGAGAUAAAUCCACUGAUGGUUCAGCUCAGGAAGGAAGCAGAUCCAUGUUGGUGAUGAGCGGAGGAGAGGGUUACAUUGACUUCAGAAUGGGGGACGAGGACGGGGAAGCGGACGAGGCAGAGGACCCCACCAUGAAGCUGCAGCCCUUUCUCACCAAAGGAGAGCGAAGCCACCUCAUCGUCUGGCAGGUCAUGGUUAGCGAGGACUGAAAACAAGCCGCCUGGCCUCUGCAGACAUGAUUUUCCUUUUUUUUCUAAACCACAGAAACCCAGGAGUCGUCGAAGGCACCAGAUUAAUCAGCACUUAUUUUUUGCUUCCUCAGUCUUUGGAACGAUGGAAGCAAAACUAGCAAAAACUGCUCUGCGAGCAUUUUUCUCUCUUAACCUUGAACGCAUGGAGUUUCUUUGUCCUUUUAUUUUUUAUGCUUCAGAUUCGAAACAUUUAUUGUUGCCUCAUGUGUUUCAAUUUUACUGGAGGUAAGGUUGAUGUUUCUGCUCAGAUUACAACCUGAGCUCACUCCAGACACGGCUAAAGCUACAUCUGCUGUUCAGGGGUAAGAAAACUGUCGCCUUCAUAAGCUUUCCUCUAAGAAUGUAAGACGGGGGGAGUUAAUCAUGUGGGAUUCUCUCUAUCAAAUGUUUUAAAAGAACAUCUUCUAUGUUUUAGAAGAACAUCUUUUAAAGCUCAACAGUGGAAUCAUCUUUCACUUGUGUGAAGCUGAUGCUAUAUUCAAUAUUUUCAUCAUUAUUUGCUAAAUAUUAAUAAGAAUUUAAUUAAUUCAAGUUUCAAACAGCCCAGUUUGUGCCUCAGAUAUCAGCACAGAUUCUUCUCCAUUUAGCCCUGGAAAAAAACAACAGCCAUCAGUGUUUCUAAAACUCAGUUAUAAUUUAAUAAAAUUCCAUGACUUUUUUGUCAUGUUUACAUUGUUAUAAUUAUGCAGCUUCUAAACGAAAGACUCUUUUGGAAGGUGUUCUUGAAAGGCAGCAAAAACUUUAUCCCAGGACCCUUAAUAAUCUGCUCUGAGACCCUUUAACUGGAUUAGAAAGUUCACCAUAGGGUUCUGGUCGUGUUUGAUGAAACACGGAUCGGUUUUUCAUUAUCAGACACAAACGACUACUGUCUUUAAUCACUUGGAACGCUCCUGAACGAGAAAUAUAAAAUGAUUUGGACUAGUGUUGUUAAGGAUGUGAGCUUUUAAUGUGUUUCCAAGCUGUGUUUUUGAACCAGGUGGAAAUAAAUUCUUAUGAAAAGAGUUUCGUCAUAAAAUUGAACGGUUAGUGUUUCACUGAGAAGUGCCGUAGCCAUUACAGUCUCCGUUCCCCUGUUAUCGUCGUGAAAAGAUGUUGGAUUUUUGAAACGAGAAAAUAACCUUUGUAGCCAAUAAUGUAGAUUUGGAUGCUGCAGACGCAAAGAUAAUGAAGCUCGAGGCAAACGGGGUUCUGUGAGCUGCUGGCCACUUAAAAAAAUGCUAAAGCUUGGAGCUAAAAUCUGGAUUAGAUAAAAAUAUUACAUGGGGUUGAUAAAACAACCUGAUGAAUUUGGCCGUUUAAUUGGGGAAAAAAAUGUGAUGCCUUCCUAAAAGUACCUCAGAAGGUCAGAGAUUUUUUUGGAGGACAUAAAAUAUAAAAGUCCUGAACAUAAUUUCAUGCUAAAGAAACGUUUAAAUCAAAUCUCAGUUCAGCUUUCCGUUCACUAAAGUAAAACUGGAGGUUUUUCACUGACUGGAGCAGAAUCUGUGCUGCUUGUCUUACAACUGGGGUGAGCAGAGAAACUGGUAUCUAUACGUAAAGAAGGUCUGGAUAAGAGCUGUGAAUCACUUCUAUUAAACAAUCCGAGCAGCUGUCCU